UGUUUCCCUGAAGAGUGACGCGUCAAUGGAUCGACCAAUCACCUUCAGACAGAGACCUUUUCCUACAGAUCAAAGUGUCCUGAUGGAGAGAGCAGACUCCCCUGUACCCAGCUGUGUUUCCAUGAAGAGUGACUGGUCAGUGAAGCAACGAAUCAGAUUCUUUGAGGGAUCUUUUCCUACAAAUCAAAGUGUCCUGAUGAAGAGAACAGACUCCCCUGUACCCAGCUGUGUUUCUCUGAAGAGUGACGCGUCAAUGGAUCGACCAAUCACCUUCAGACAGGGACCUUUUCCUACAGAUCAAAGAGACCAAAUGGAAGAUUGCAGUUCAGAUCUACAUGAUAAAUCGGGUUUAUCAUCCAUAUUGAAGUCACUAGAGGAAAAAGCCAUGAAGUUCCUAAAGGAGGAACUGAAGAGGUUUGUGAGGUACCUAGAUCAGAAUUACCCAGAAUGCUCUGAGCCUCAGCUGGAGGAGGACAAUGACUUGGACUGUGAUGGUCAGAUGCAGAAGACCAGUGUCAGAGAGGUAGCUCUGAAGAUAACACUGUACAUCCUGAGGACCAUGAAGCAAAAUGAUCUUGCUGACCUGCUGGACAAGAGACAGCUCAUGCUGCAACAUCAGCAGGAAUUCAAAGGUAAACUUAAGAAGCAAUUUGAGUGUGUAUUUGAAGGGAAAGCUAAGGAAGGACAGCCAACACUUCUCAGUGAGAUUUACACAGAACUCUACAUAACUGAAGGUGGGACUGGAGCAGUGAAUGAUGAACAUGAAGUGAGACAGAUUGAAACAGCAUCCAAGAAAAGGCGAACAGAAGAUACUACAGUCAAGUGCAAUGAUAUAUUUAAACCCUUAUGUGGGCGUGUGACACCUAUCAGAACUGUACUCACUAAAGGGGUGGCAGGUAUCGGGAAAACAGUCUCUGUGCAGAAAUUCAUUCUCGACUGGGCAGAAGGAAAAGCAAACCAGGAUGUUCACUUCAUAUUUGCUCUUCCUUUCCGGGACCUGAAUUUGAUUAAGGGUGAAUACAGUCUGAUUGAACUGCUUCACCACUUUGUCCCAGAACUGAAAUCAUUUCAAUCCACUGAGCUGUUUAUGUACAAAGUCUUGUUCAUCUUUGAUGGUCUGGAUGAGUGUCGCCUUCCUCUGGAUUUUCAGAACAAUGAGAGCUGGUUUGACGUAACAAAGAAAACGUCACUAGAUGUGCUGUUGACUAACCUCAUUAAGGGGAAUCUGCUCCCAUCCGCUCUCCUCUGGAUAACCUCCCGGCCAGCAGCAGCCAGUCAGAUACCUGCUGAGUGUGUCCACCAGGUGACAGAGAUACGAGGGUUUAGUGAUACCCAGAAGGAGGAGUAUUUCAAGAAGAGAUUUAAUUAUCGGAGCCUGGCCAGCAGGAUUAUCACACAUGUGAAAUCAUCAAGGAGCCUCUUCAUCAUGUGCCACAUUCCUGUGUUCUGCUGGAUUUCAGCCACUGUGCUUAAGAGGUUUUUUAGGAAGACUGACAGGGGAGAAAUUCCAAGGACUCUGACUGAAAUGUACACACACUUCCUGAUCUUUCAGACAAGUUUAAAAAAUGACAAGUAUAUGAAAAACAAUGAAACUAAGCCUAAGGAAUACAACAAGGAAUUCCUUUUAAAACUUGGUAAACUGGCUUUUGACAACCUGGAGAAAGGAAAUCUUAUAUUUUAUGAGCAAGAUCUGACAGAGAAUGGCAUUGAUGUCACUGAAACUUCAGUUUACUCUGGAGUGUGCACAGAAGUCUUUAAAGAGGAGUAUGGGUUGUACCAGGAGAAGGUGUACUGCUUUGUGCAUCUGAGCAUCCAGGAGUAUCUCGCUGCUUUAUAUGUGUUUCUGUCAAACUCAUCAGCUGACCUGCUGGAGACUGCAGUGAAUCAGGCAUUAAAGAGCAAGAAUGGACACUUGGACCUCUACCUCCGCUUCCUCCUGGGCCUCUCAACAGACUCCAGUAAGACUCUGUUACAAAAGCUACUGGGGCCGACUAGAAUCAGCUCACAUACCAUUAGGAAAACAAACCCCCUGUUAGGGUCACGGGAAGUGCGGAGCCUACCCCAGACGCUAUUGCCACAAAGCUGGGAACUACCCGGGAUGGGGGACCAGUACAUCACAGUAGCCCAAUACAUCAAGGAAAAAAUACAGGAGAAUUUAUCUCCAGAAAGGACCAUCAACCUGUUCCACUGUCUGACUGAACUUCGUGACAAUUCUCUAGUAGAGGAAGUACAAAGAUACCUGAAUUCAGGAAACAUUUCAGCAGAUGACCUCUCACCUGCACAGUACUCAGCUCUGGCCUUUGUGAUGCUGAUGUCAGAUGAGGAGCUGGAUAUGUUUGAUCUGAAGAAAUACAUCAGAUCAGAUGAAGAGCACUGCAGGCUGCUGCCUGUGGUCAAGAACUCCAGGACGGCUCUGCUGAACAGCUGUGAUCUCAUAGAUGAACACUGUGAAGUGCUGACUUCAGCUCUAAGAUCAAACUCUUCCCCCCUGAGAGAGCUGGACCUGAGUGACAAUAACCUGAAGGAUUCAGGAGUGAAGCUGCUCUCUGCUGCACUGGGGGACUUACACUGUAAACUGGAGAUAUUGAGGCUGUCAGGCUGUAGAGUCACAGAAGAAAGCUGUUCUUCCCUGACUUCAGCUCUGAAGUUAAACCCCUCACACCUGAGAGAGCUGGAUCUGAGCUACAAUCACCCAGGAGACUCAGGAGUGAAGCUGCUCUCUGUUGUACUGGAGGAUCCCAGCUGUAAACUGGAGAAGCUGCAACUGUCAGGCUGUAGAGUCACAGAAGAAGGCUGUUCUUCCCUGGCUUCAGCUCUGAGGUCAAACCCCUCACACCUGAGAGAGCUGGAUCUGAGCUACAAUGACCCAGGAGACUCAGGAGUGAAGCUGCUCUCUGCUGUACUGGAGGAUCCCAGCUGUAAACUGGAGAAGCUGCAUGUGGAUCACGGGGGAGAGUGCAGGACCAGACCAGGCUUACAGAAAUACUCCUGCCAAUUGAUGCUGGACCCCAACACAGCACAUAGACACCUGUCUCUGUCAGGGGGGAACAGGAAGGUGACAUGGGGGGCAGAGCAGCCAUAUCCUGAUCGUCCAGAGAGAUUUGACAGCUACCCCCAAGUUCUGUGCAGAGAGAGUCUGACUGGCCGCUGUUACUGGGAGGCUGAGUGGGAUGGAUAUGCAGCCCUGAUAGGAGUGACUUAUAAAGGGAUCAAGAGGAAAGGAGAGAGUGACUGUGUGUUUGGAUACAAUGACAAGUCAUGGUGUCUGCGCUGUUAUACUAACAGUUACUCUGUCCAGCACAAUAAUAAAAAGACUCUCAUAUCCAUAAAGCCCUCAGGCCCCCACAGAGUAGGAGUGUAUCUGGACUGGGGGGCUGGUGCUCUGUCCUUCUACAGAGUCUCCUCUGAUGGACUGACCUUCCUGCACAGAUUCACCUCCUCAUUCACUGAGUCCCUCUAUCCAGGGUUUUAUGUUCAUAGAAACUCCUCAGUGUCACUGUGACGUGUUGCUGGUUCUCCUGGUAAAAGGGUAAAAUCUCUGCUUUUAAACCUUUAUAAUCCUUUUUACUCUGAAAUGUACAGUACUGUGCAAAAGUCUUAGGCAGGCAAAGAAAAUGAUGUUUAGAUUAUCCUCCUGUUGGUGUAAAACUAUGAUAUGAUGCCUGUCAAAGUGUGUCAGCUUCGCCAUUUCAGAACCUCUGCUAAAAUCAUCCUAGUAUUUGCAGUGACUGUCCAGUACAGCCAUGUAUUUUUUGACUUGGCCACUAACACACCUCAUACAGCUAGUCAAUC
Brienomyrus brachyistius is the source of this 3792-nucleotide messenger RNA. RefSeq names its product NLR family CARD domain-containing protein 3-like. The transcript is spliced from 11 exons. Gene Ontology annotation, molecular function: protein binding. Bases 26 to 3502 code for a protein of 1158 amino acids. The record is from RefSeq and is a predicted model, not a curated record. NCBI's taxonomy places the organism in Eukaryota, Metazoa, Chordata, Actinopteri, Osteoglossiformes, Mormyridae.